This is a messenger RNA of Limulus polyphemus (Atlantic horseshoe crab), 1776 nucleotides long. RefSeq names its product interferon-inducible double-stranded RNA-dependent protein kinase activator A homolog. The transcript has 6 exons. The record is from RefSeq and is a predicted model, not a curated record. The coding region runs from base 155 to 1132 and encodes 325 amino acids. NCBI's taxonomy places the organism in Eukaryota, Metazoa, Arthropoda, Merostomata, Xiphosura, Limulidae.
ACCAUCGCUAGUUUUGGUUUGCUGUUGUGCGUGCUGUUGUUAUGGUCUCCAUAUCAAAUAUUAUUAUUAAGGUUUUUAAAGUUUUUCUCAUGCAGAGGUACUGAUAAAUAAUAAUUUGAUCCAAAAUUAGUGGCUGACAAAUGAAUAACUGAAUAUGGAACACAAGAAAACUCCUGUUAGCAUUUUGCAAGAGUUUUGCUUGUAUCGUGGACUGACAGCAGACUACACGUUGAUUUCUGUUGAAGGACAAGUACACGAACCAACGUUCACAUUCAGAGUGGAAGUAGACCAUGAGUUUGCCAUAGGCGUUGGUCAGAGCAAGAAAAAAGCUAAACAUGCUGCUGCCAAAGCUCUUCUUGACAAGUUACAAGCUAGUGAUAAGUUGAUUGAUUCAAGCUUAAAAUUACUGGAAAACUUGUCUUUAGCAAGUGAUUUGAAAGAAAAAGAUGAUUCAUCUGAAGGUGAUAAAUUUUCUGGAAAUCACGUAGGAACAUUACAGGAACUUUGCAUGAAAAGACAAUGGGAGCCACCCUACUAUGAAACUGUUCUAGAAGAAGGAUUGCCUCACGAUCGAGUCUUUGGAAUCCAAUGUCAGGUGAAAAUGUAUGAUCAAGGAGGUUCAGAAGAUAAAGAAAUAAAGAAAACAGGUUUUGGAAGAACAAAACGGAUAGCAAAACAUCAGGCUGCCUACAAGAUUUUACAAGUUCUAGAAGGGGUGUAUGUUUGUGAUGAGAAACCUCCUGUUAAACCUACCAUAGCACAAAGCCAGAUGAAAACCAAAACACAGAAAUCUUCGGUACCAAUUCCAGACUAUGGCCAUAAAGUUCGGAUGUUCUUCCAAGAACUGCAGUCUUCACCCGGGAAAACGUUGGCUUCUUUACACGUGACUGACUUGAGUAUGUCAACCACAGAUUUUAUUGGUCUUUUACAAGAUGUUGCUGAUGAACAAAAUUUUCAAAACAAAUAUUGUAUGUUGGAAAACUCUCGUUCUGAUGGAAACCAGCAGUGUUUAGUUCAUCUUGGUGCUCUCCCUGCAAUGAUAUGUUUUGGAAUGGGAAAGUCGUCUGAUGAUGCCAAGGAAGAUGCAGCUAAAAAUGCUCUACACAUUUUAGAAAUCAUUACGAGAACAUGAAUACACUUUAACCAGUGUUGAUACCUCAGACAGCAAACUACAAACAACGUGAAGAUUGGAUGAUCGGUUGCUUCUGUAGUCUAUUUAACAUUACAUGUUAGCUGAGAUUUUCAGAAUAACACUUAAUAUUAGUAAAGUUUGAUGUACCUCGAGUUAAGUGCAAGGAAUUUUGUAAAAAUAAUACACAGAAAAGGUGAAAUUGAAUUAAAUGAAAGUUGAAAUGUUUUACAGUAUAUUUUAAGUUUGUAAAUCUUAUUUUCACCCUUUUAUACUGAUAUUUGUGUUUGUCUUGUUGUGUAAGUAAGGUAAUAUGUGGAUAAAAAUGACAGAAUGGCUAGUGGCUAGAAUUCAUGUAUCCGUUGUAUCCUCACAAGGCUGCAUAACGUUCAGUCUUAUGCUUACCGAGAUUAUACUGCAGUAGACCUGCUUUAUAAUCUUGUUGCAAAUGUGUUUUUAAUCUUGUAGAACACAGCAAUCGUUUUAUUAAAUUCAUUUUUAACCCUUCUAUGCAUUGGCUAUAGUCACAAAAUUGUGUAUGGUCAUUUGUUGGUUUUAAUGAAAGUAGUUAUUAAAUUUAUUCAUAGAUGGCACCACAUAUAUCUAGAAAUUUACUAGAUGGUUGAAUAAAAUAUUAGGAAGUACUA